UUGAUGAUCGCCUGCGUCAGUCCCGCGGACUUUAAUGUGUCCGAGACCUUGAGCACCUUGCGCUAUGCGGAUCGUGCGCUGCAGAUCAAAAACAAGCCGGUGGUUAAUAUGGAUCCCCAUGCGGCCGAGAUCAAUGCGCUUCAGGACAUCAUACAGAAGCUGCGCGCUGUUCCACCACCACUUGGCAGGGCCAUUUCCGCACAUCAAUUCAGCCCCAAGCUAGACAGAAGGUAUGGAAUGGAAUACAACACGAUGUGCUAUUUACGUUUAUGAUUUUAAUGACGCAAAAUCAUAAACGUAAAUGGCGCAUCGUGUUGGGUCGGGAUCCGAUGGAUGAUCCACAGGCGGUUUCCCUUUCUACCUAAAAGAAUUUACUAGGCAUGCGGAACGUGAGCACAAUAUCCGAAGCAUUGAAUGUUAGACAGUUUUUCGCCCCAAAUUCUUGUUUUCUUCACUUUACAAUACAUUAAUGUACACAUUUUAAAUAAUAA
This is a messenger RNA of Drosophila obscura, 491 nucleotides long. Its product is annotated as chromosome-associated kinesin KIF4B-like. NCBI's taxonomy places the organism in Eukaryota, Metazoa, Arthropoda, Insecta, Diptera, Drosophilidae. The transcript has 2 exons. The record is from RefSeq and is a predicted model, not a curated record. Bases 4 to 273 code for a protein of 89 amino acids. Gene Ontology annotation, biological process: microtubule-based movement; mitotic spindle organization. Gene Ontology annotation, molecular function: microtubule motor activity; ATP binding; microtubule binding.